Messenger RNA from Diabrotica virgifera virgifera (western corn rootworm), 8269 nucleotides. Its product is annotated as condensin complex subunit 3-like. Lineage: Eukaryota; Metazoa; Arthropoda; Insecta; Coleoptera; Chrysomelidae. The record is from RefSeq and is a predicted model, not a curated record. The transcript has 14 exons. The coding region runs from base 410 to 3193 and encodes 927 amino acids. Gene Ontology annotation, biological process: mitotic chromosome condensation. Gene Ontology annotation, cellular component: condensin complex; condensed chromosome; cytoplasm.
UAUAGGCAAUAUAUAUUACACAAACUAGGUCACCUAAUUAUUAUUUAAAAAUAGACUCGUAUACAAUAAGUAAACAAUUAUCUAUUAUUUUUCAGCUACACAAACCACUCUCACAAAAUGCUAUGUAAACUUUUCUACGAACAAGAGAAAAUUCAAACUGUUUACAUUGAUCACAUAAAUAAAGAUAGAAGUAGUACCUGCUAAAAAAAUUUUUGUAAAGCCUAUGAGCCAUGAGGCAUCAUCAUUGUUCUGUGCCUUUUGUGUCAACAAAACCGUUGACUGACCGUUGACACACUUUCGGAAAACGUAUACGUCAAAGUCAAAUUUAAACAUAAACUGUUACAAAAAUACAAAAUACGCAAUAAAUAAAAAUAAUAAGCCAACAGGAAAAAACUGAAAAUCCAGCAAAAUGUGCGUUAAAAAAGAUAGAGAAAAAACUAAGCAAUCACUUAAAAAAGAAAUUUGCGACAUAUUUUCAGAUUGCCAACGCACUACUGCAGUACAUCAAAGAAAUGCUAUCAUUUUAAAAAAAGUAUAUGAAAAUGCCAAGCUGGAAGAAUUUUGGGGGCAUUUGAAGGACAUACUUUCCUUUAUUCUUGUUAAUGAAAACAAUGCUCUUAGUGAAAAAAUAUUAAACUUCUUUGGGAUUUUUUGUGCUUUGCUGAAGACGAAUCCAGUACAAGAAAGUGAAAAUUCAGAUGAUAGUACUGAAUAUUGUGAAAAUCCACUCUUAAUGAGCAUUUUAUUCUAUGCGUUAAAGGCUUCAAAAUCAAGUCAAGAUAUUAUUCGAAUUAGAGCAUGUCAAAUCAUUAAUAUAAUCUUGGAUAACCUCGUUGGAGUUGACAUUAGUAUAUUAUUAUGCGAAAAUCUAGAAAGAUAUUUACUGCAGCGUUUGAGGGAUCCCAAAAACGUCGUAAGGCAGCAGGCCAUCAUAGCCUUAUAUCGACUACAAGAGCCUGGUAAUCCCGAAGAUGAAAUAUUGUCAGAAUUCAUACGUUUAAUGAAUUCAGAUACUUUUCCAAAGGUGAGGCAGUUGUGUGUUGAAAAAGUAGCUGUUAGAUCAGACGUUAUCGCUUAUAUGCUCAUAAGGAUUCGAGAUAAUGAUCCAAAAGUUCGUGUAGCUGCUUAUAAGAGAUUGUCUGGGUUCCCAAAGUUUUUAAAGAUCUCAGAAAAGCAACAAGUUCUUUGUUCUGGAUUUUUCGAUAAAUGUGAAGAAGUAAACGAGUUUGUCAAAUCAACACUAAUUAAAUCUUGGUUGGAUUUUUACGAUAACAAUAUACUAAAAUUUAUGAAGUCCUUGAGGUUGGAUGCCGACGAAAAGGACAUCAAAGACACGGUUGAAAUAUUCGAGAAAGUGUUAGGGGUGAUAUUUGAGAAUACAAAUAGAAGUACUUUAACAGAAACUCUACCUUUGGAUAAUAAACAUUUAGUACCUUUUGAGGAGUUAAACUGGGAGGUGGCUAGUUUCUGGAGGAUAUAUGUGCAAUAUUUAAGUCGCAAUACAGAUUUUGGAGAGGAACUGGAAAAUGUAGUACCAGAGUUGAUUUAUCUUUGUAAAUAUAUAAAGCAAUUUUAUGUAGAUAUGCCCAGAGAGGUAACAACUGUAGAGUUUCUGGAACAGCAAUUCAUAAUCAAACAGCUAUUUCUGAUGACUAAAUGUUUAGACGUCGGUGACGUAACUACUAGAGAAUGUUUGAAUAAACUAAUUGUCAACAUUUUGGAGAAUGUCGUGCUGACGAGAGAUGUCGUCCAAGUGAUAGUAAGCAACCUAGAAAUAACAAAACCGAAUCCUGAAGUAAUGACUCAGUUUGUUAGUGAAAUUAUUUCGGAAAUAAGGUAUCCAAUGGAUAAUGAGGAAGCGGAGAGAAAUCAAAAGGAGAGAGAUUUUAAGGUUUCACAAUUGACAGUUAAAAUAAUCGAGCAAAAGUCAAAACAAGAAGUUGCCGUAGAAAACCAAAACUUCAUAGAGGCAGAACGCUUGAAGCAAGAAAUAAGCAUUCUAUCAACGGAAUUAACCGAAUUGAAAAACGCUCAAACCGAACAGGAACGACAAGCACACCACGUUGAGAAGAAAACAGAUCUCUUCACGAUUAUUAAAUGUUUGGAUAUCGCCUAUGCCGUUCUUUGCUCCACCAAGGUGACUCAAUUAACAACAGCUCUGAGAACGUUAAAGGAGGAUUUUAUUCAAGAACUGCUUAUUCAUGAACACGAUUCAGUACGGGUCAAAGCUUUUGAAUGUUAUGGCUUGUGCAGCAUUGUGGAUAAGAAAACUGCAGAGAUUGGUAUUCACGUAUUCUCCAGACCGAUAUUUGCUUAUCGAAAUGGGGAAGAAUGCGACAUACAAACAUUGUUAAUAUGUAUAGCGGCGGUUGUUGACUUAUUGAGAAUAUACGGGCCUCAAUUAAUGGCUUCUCCUGCGAUUGAACAAGUACAAUCAGACAGUAUGACAGAACAACAAGAAGCAAUUUUUUUAGGAGGUACAUCGUUGACUGAUAUUAUUCAAGGAUUAGUGGAUCUUUUGAAUGAUGACCAAUACGAUAUACAAGAGCAGGCUGGACGUGGCUUGUGCCAACUAGUACUUAGUAACAGAAUCAUUUCAGAUUCUUUGAUCGCUAGGCUGAUACUUAAAUGGUGUAACCCAGCUAGAGAUAAUGAAAGCAACAGCCUGAAACAAAUUAUUGGCUUUACUUUACAAACUUUACCAUUAAUACCAGAUUGUAUGCAACUGAUGAUAGAUUCCGUUUUCAUAACAAUAGAGACUAUACACGGCGCGCCUCAUGAAAGUCCUCUUGCUGAUGUCAGUAUCGAGAGCAUUGCAAAAUUCUUGUUGGCACUAUGUAAAGUAUCACCAGAUGCAGAUCAUAUCCACAACAAAAUAGCAGAAAGAAUAUUUAAGAAGAUUAUUGACAAACCAGAAGAAAAAAUAAACGGAUUGUUCAGUAAAAUGCUUUUAUUAUUAGAUAUCCCCAACGGAAGAACAUGCAUUGAUGACUUUCUUAAGAACUGUGAUGAUGUUCGUGAUAUAAUUAAAGAAAAACUUAUAAUCAACAAUAUCAUAAAGUUUACUGCGAAACUAAAUUCAGUAGCGCUAGAUCUACAGCAUACGGAUACAAAUCAAGAAAUUACGAAUAGAACCAGAAUAACACAGCAAACUAUUAUGGAAGCAGAUGAAGACGCAGAAGAGUUGUUAUGAUUAAGAAUUUUUUUGGAAGUUUUUUUUAUGUGUAUACACUGAAUGAGUUGUGAUGGUAUCUUUAUGUAUAAUAUAUUUUAUGAUAAUUUAUCUUUAAAUACUUAUGUUCAAUUAAGUUCAUUUUUUAAAUAGGAGGAGUAAACUCAAAGACAAAUUCACAUCCGAUAAUGUCACUAUUAGAAAAAUAGCCAGAUUCAUCUUCUUUUUUGGUUGACUAAGUCGGUCUUCGACGGCAAUCCAUAGAUAUUAUAUUAUACUAAUACAUCGCUAAGAGUUCUAAAAACAACUGUUUUUUUAUAUAAAUGCAGACUAAAAAUCUAAAAAUUAAAGGAAUACUUAAUUAACCAAUGAAUUUUAACUGUCAUUAGUGUCCAAAUUUGAUAAAUGCCAAUAGUGUCAAAAUUUUAUAAUUUAGUGGAGUAAAUUUCAGACAUAAUAAUAGCCCAAUAAAUGACCGUUUUGGAGUGUAAUUUUCAGGGGCAGCUCCGAAUUGCAUGAAAAUUUGGAUUUAGGUUCUACUUAUACCCUCCACUUCAAAGUUGAAUUUGUGCCGUUGGUUGCUUUUACUUGGGGGGUGACAGUCACCCCUUCUAGGGGGUGAAAAACGCGUGUUUAAAAUAAGCCCGGAAAUGGAAAAAUUUACAGAUUAUAAGCAACUUUCGCUGUAUAAAGUUUUUUACUUAAGUCAAUACUUUUCGAGUUAUUCGCGAUUGAAAAUGUUGAUUUUUCGACAAAAAAACUACGUUUUCAGACCGUUUUUCACAAAUAAUUCAAAAAGUAAAUAUUUUAUCAAAAAAAAUAUUCUUAGCAAAAGUAUAGCUUAUAAAAAAACGAAAAAAAAAAUGGUGUGUCAGUAAAGUCUGUAAAUUGAAUAAAAGCAACGUUGUAGCUCAUGAAAAAUACGUUCUUAUUCGUCUAAUUCCAAAUCUAAUAAUUCAACGCGAAAUCACCAAAAAAUUAAGCACUUUUCGGGAAAACCUUAUUAACAUUUUUAAAGUAUCUAAAAAAAGCUUUAUAUUUGUUUUUUUUUUUACAAAAGUUUCUAGCAUAAAAAAUAAACGAGUUACACCGAAAAAAAAGUUGGCUCUUUUUUUUGAUAAAAAAAAAAUCGUGAAAAUCCCCCUUUAUUUUAGCACCUAAAUAAAAUUAAUCGUUACCACUUUACCAUUUAUUUUAACUGUAUGUGUAUUUUUUAUAUGAUCUGUAAGUUUGAUUGGUUUGAACUGCUCAUUUUUAAAAAAAUGUGGUUUUAUAGUAAAAAAAAAAAAAAAUUUCUAAAAAUUUUUGAAAAAUUUCCUAUUUUCAAAAUAACUUAAAAAGUAUUAGUGAUAAGAAAAGUCUUAAAGAGUAAAAAAAUGUAGGCUUGUUUGCUUGUUUGAAAAUGUUUGCUAUUAUAAAUAUGCUGGUUCACGGUAGAUACACUCGUGAUUAGUGACCCGUUCAAGCUUUUUAAACUAUAAACCUUUCAAAAAAAAGCACUUUAAACCGGUGAGACUUACAGAUCAUAUAAAAAACAGAUAAGUAAGUAAAUUGUUUGUAAAGCGGUAACGAUUAAUUUCAUUUGGGGAGCUAAACACGGGGAGAUUUUCAUGAUUUUUUACCAAAAAAAAAAAAGACGGCCAACUUUAUUUUGAGUGUAACUCGCUUAUUUUUAGUGCUAAAAAAGUUUAAAAACAAUUAAAAUAAAGCUUUUUAUAAACAAUUUUGAAUGGGUUUUUCCCGAAAAGUGCUUAAUUUUUCAGUGAUUUCACCUUGAAAUAUUCGAUUUGGAAUUAGACGAAUAAGAACGUAUUUUUCAUGAGCUACAACUUUGUUUUUAUUUGAUUGACAGACUUUACUAAUACACCAUUUUUUGUUUGUUUGUUAUAAGCUACAUUUUUGCUAAGGACAUUUUUUUCGAUCAAAUAUUUACUUUUUGAGUUAUUUGCGAAAAAACGUCUGAAAACGUAGUGUUUUUGUCGAAAAAUAAACAUUUUCAAUCGCAAAUAACUCGAAAAGUAUUGACUUACAUAAAAAACUCUAUAGAACAAAAGUUGCUUAAAAUCAGUCAAUUUAUCCAUUUCCGGUCUUAUCGUGAACAAAUGUUUUUUCACCCCCGAGAAGGGGUGACUGUCACCCCACAAGUAAAAGCAAUCAACGGCACAAUUUCAACUUUGAAGUGGAGGGUAAGUAGAACCUAAAUCCAAACUUUCAUGCAAUUCGGAGUUGUCCCUGAAAAUUACACGGUGUCGCGGUAUUUCCCGUUCAUUUACUGGGCUAUAAAGGGUAGGGGUAGACCAGGCAAGUUAUGAUCCGCUCUGUGUAUUGGCUGUGAGUUUCGACGGUAGCGCUAUCUCGCGGUUUGAAACUUAUACUUUUCUGAUAAAAUUUAUGUAUGUGAAAUAUACAAAACGAGAAAAAUAGAUACUUAUCUAGAAAGACACAAAUUAUGAACUGAAAUAUUAUUGUAACCUGAUUACUAAACGAAUACACAGAAUUAAUAGUAAAAUUAAUUAUGUUUUUUUAUGUUAUUCAUUAUAAUUUUAAUAUUUAAUAUAUAAGUUCGUGCGACUGCAUGACUGCUUACGCAAGAGACCAUUGAGAAAAAGAAUAAGUUUAUAUGAAUUAUUUAACAUUUUAAAGGUUACCUCUGUUUAUUUUUGUGUGCUUACUGGUAAUUUGUAUGAAUUGUAAUUUGUUUGAAUUCUAUCAAAAUGGAUAUUAAACAUUAUACUGGAUUCAAAUCUUAUUUCCCAUGAUAUCCAAUUUCAAUCAGCAACACCAAAAAAGGGAAGGAUUUAGUUGAUACAGGACAUGUACGCAAUGUUUCCGAAUAUAAUAACUGCAUCCAGUACUGUUAUAUUCAAUAUUUUUACAUGAAUCAAUACAAGAGCUGCAAUAUCUUGUUUUCUUUUUUGAAAAAUCCAUAUUACCCGCCAUUUCAGUUUGUGAAGUUUAUCAAAUGCACAAAACAAAACUGCCAACAGCCACUAACACAGCGUUGCCACAUUUUAUUUAGAAAAUCUACUGUAAGUUUAGCUUACUAUUAUAAAAUCUACUUAUCAAAAACUAAAAUAUACUAUAUAACUUUAUUAAUAUAUUUGUAUAUAAUUUAGGACUUUUUAUAAUAAAAAUAACAGCUGACUAACUAGAAAUUUUUUUUAUUUAGCUAAUGCCUCGACAACUAAUGGGCAUUGGCAUGGUGAUGGUACAGUGGAUUUUACCAUAGGUAGCUAGUGUUAUGUGUAGUGUGUGUGUUGAGUAAGUGUCUUGUUACUUUGCAAAGUCGAUGUCAUUGUCUUUGCAGAGACGCUAAUUAUAUCCGAACGUCUGCGGUCCCUCCGGUGGGUACCGAUCACACAAGGAUAGAAACUAUUUUCAUUUAUUAAUUUAUAAUAAACGAAAAAUUCUCUACCCUGGUGAGAUUCGAGUUCACGACCAUUCGGACCUUCCGAUCCAAAGGUAGGCGCUCUUACCACUGAGCCACAGAGGGAGUUUAACUAGAAAUUAAUACGACUGUUUGUAAACAAAAACCAAACUUUUUUUAUAUUUUAACUGGGGAACAAAAUGACCAACUAUAAUUAAUUUUUAUCAGUUUCAUAUUUAAUAUUUGUAUAUAAUAUUUUGUCAUCCACUGAUUUUAACAUCUGCAUGUCUGGAUCACAUUCUUCAAACAAUUAUUUCGCAUUUUACAUUAGAAACACGCAAACACAACAUUUGUUGUUUUGCAAAUAUUUUAGUUUUCCAUCGUUAGCUUCUAAAGGCCGCGUCUCACCAUCAAAUAAUUUGAUCAAACAGUUUGAGCAAACUCCGGAAGUACGUCAAAGUGACGUCACAAUUGCAGUUUUUUUGAAAUUCUAAAAAUCUGUGCUCUCACUAUCAGUCUAGUUUGAUCAAACUUUUUGUAUUGAGUUGUCCAACUUGUUUGUACUUUAUUUAAAAUUAAAAUUUUUCAUCAGGAUGUGACGUCACUAACUGUCACUUUCAGUUUGCUCAAACCAGUUUGAUCAAAUUAUUUGAUGGUGGGACGCGGCCUUAGCAGGUUCACCGAAUACCAGAACUCUUCAAUAACACCUGAAAUAGGUACUGAUUGCACUGCUACUUGAAAUCUGCAAGUUUGUUACACCAGAAUCCAGUUUCAUUUCUGUUUAAUAUUCAUCAUCUACGUCCUGGGGCUAGAUUACGUGCACUGUAAUAUCUACACUUCGCUUUCUAUCGAUGUCAAUUGUCGUGAAAAUAUUUGAAUUUUUAGCUUUAAUUGAAUUAUUUUCUAGUUUUGCUAGUUGAUGCUGAAGUGACACUUAGCAAAACAAGAAAAUAUUUGAAUUAAAACUAAAAAUUCAAAUAUAUUGACAUUGAUAGAAAGCGGUCGGCGGUGUUAGCGAUUGUACACAGAAUCCCACCCCUGAAUCUUAUUUUCGGUAAUGACAUUGGGAAAUUGUAACAAAAUGUCUAAAAAUUAAUUUAGAAAUGGGGUAAAUACUAUUAAAAAGCAAAUUUUAUUUUAGUCAUAAAAAAAUGUUGAAAUAUACCAAAAAUCUUCUAAAAAAUAUUGCCUACUAGAAUUUUUUUAAAAAUUUUCAAAAAUCUACCAAAAAAGUAGAAAUCUACUAAAUGUGGCAACGCUGCACUACCAGCGCUGGUGAAAACCGUCAAAUCCCCUCUCCUCUACCCAUGGCGCGCCAUUUAAAUUUAUCAGAUAAAUGCACAAAACUGCCACUAACAGCGCUGGCGAAAGCUGUCAAAUCUCCUCUACCCAUCGGCUCAUGGCCAAUUGAGGUGUAACGCCAAUAUCAAUGAACAAUAUUCACUUUGAGUGGUCUAGCCAUCUUUGUCUGUCACAUUCGCGGGAUCGCUUUGUAAAAAGAGACAGACAGACCACCGAUCGACCGCCGGCGCGUUACGCUUUUUUGCUCAGUAUGCCUUGUCUAUGGUAAAUUUGCCUGUGGUUGGACCAAUUACAAACAAGCAUUACGACGCGGUAAAUUUGAAUUACUCCUUCUAUUUAAAAAACGAGGUAUAGCAAGUUUAAUUGCUCAAUCCAUUAUUCAAGACUUAAUAAGAGAAUUAUAUUGGUCAUUUGGCCACCUUCACAAA